CGGAGCACCACAUGCGUAACCUCUCCCGUCCCAGGUGAUCACGCACACGCACACACACUUGUAUGUACCCAACCGCGCGUCACGCUGCCGGUUCACACCGCUCACCGGGAACCAGCAGGAGAGCAAACCCCACCGACCUGCCAGCUGAGCGCAGCAGUCAUGGACGGUUCUACACCGAGUGAACAUCCCGGGAAGGCCGCUCUGGAGGCGGUUUCCCCGGUCCGGGGCUCCGGUGAUGCCCGGUUCGUCGGUGGUGCCCGGGGUUCCAGGGAUGUCGGGUUCUUCGGUGAUGCCCGGUUCGUCGGUGGUGCCCGGUUCUGCGGUGAUGCCCGUGGUUCCGUUGUCGGGUUCUCCAGUGAUUCCCGGUUCUACGGUCUGGAGAAGACGGGCGGCUGCUUUCCGAUCCGUUACCGGCAAGAGCUGCUUCAGCUCGGGAAGCUGGCGGGACCCGUGGUCAUCUCCCAGCUGAUGGUCUUCAUGAUCAGCUUCAUCAGCACCGUGUUCUGUGGCCACCUCGGCAAAACCGAGCUAGCGGGCGUGGCGCUGGCCAUCGCGGUGGUGAAUGUCACAGGUAUCUCCAUCGGAACUGGCCUCUCGUUGACGUGUGAUACCCUCAUAUCUCAGACGUAUGGGAGCGGUAACCUGAAGCGCGUGGGCGUGAUCCUCCAGAGGGGGGUCCUGAUCCUGCUGCUGGCCUGUUUCCCCUGCUGGGCCGUGCUCAUCAACACGGAGCCCCUCCUCCUCGCCGUCAGGCAGAGCCCAGAGGUCGCCAGUCUCGCCCAGAUGUAUGUGAAGAUCUUCAUGCCUGCCCUGCCGGCUGCUUUCAUGUACCAGCUCCAAGGAAGGUAUCUUCAAAACCAGGGGAUCAUAUGGCCGCAGGUCGUGACGGGAGCGAUUGCAAAUGUCCUCAACGCGAUCAUCAACUACGUCUUCAUCUACCUCCUGGACCUGGGCGUGGCGGGAUCCGCUGCAGCCAACGCCAUCUCCCAGUAUCUGCUGGCUGUGAUCUUAUUUGUGUACAUCUGCUGCAGAGGUCUGCACAAAGCCACCUGGGGAGAAGCUUUGCCUGGGUACCUCCUGCAAAACAACGGAUUCCCGCACUGCCCCCGGCCCCCGAGGGUCCCGGGCCCCGUCGAGGGGCCCUGGGCGGGCAACCUGGGGGCCCUUUUUGGCUCCCAUGAUGUCCCUGUUGGGAAUUGGGACGGGAAAUGA
This is a messenger RNA of Pseudoliparis swirei, 1212 nucleotides long. RefSeq names its product multidrug and toxin extrusion protein 1-like. Bases 160 to 1212 code for a protein of 350 amino acids. Gene Ontology annotation, molecular function: antiporter activity; xenobiotic transmembrane transporter activity. Gene Ontology annotation, cellular component: membrane. The transcript is spliced from 9 exons. NCBI's taxonomy places the organism in Eukaryota, Metazoa, Chordata, Actinopteri, Perciformes, Liparidae. Gene Ontology annotation, biological process: transmembrane transport. The record is from RefSeq and is a predicted model, not a curated record.